AUGGAUCAUAAUCAAAUAACUAAUAAUACAUAUAAUAAUAAUAAUAAUGAUAAUCAUACAUUACAAUUAACUAUUAAAGAUUAUUCAUAUCGUUUAAGAAUUGGUAUAAAAGAAGAUUGGAAAAUUAAAUUAUUUCGUGAAUAUUAUCCACGUCGUUUUCAAGAAUUAUGCAUGGUACAUUUAUCAUUUUUAAUUGAUAUACCAUGGAAUUUUAUUGAUCAAACAUUAAUUUCCCAUAGUAACAAUAAUAAUAGUGGUGAUAAUACGAUUCAUUCAUCUAAUCCUAUAACAACUAAUGCAUGUAAAGAUACCAAAUUAAACAUGAUGAAUUCUGUAAAUGUUGGUGGAACUAAAAAAUCAAGACUUAAACGAUUAUGGAAUAAUUGGCGUAUAAAUUCACAUCCAGUAAAAUCGGAUUAUAUUCCUGAUGAACUAGCGAAUAACAUUAUCACCUUGAUUGAUUGUUUGGAUAAUGAUGAAGCUUGUUCUGUUGAAGGAUUAUUCCGUAAACCUGGACAUACCUUACGUAAACGUCAAAUACAAGAAGCUGUAUUUCAAACAGAUUUCGAUCCAAAAGCUUUUCAAUUGAAUAAAUAUAAUUUUCAUGAUUUUGCAAGUGCAUUAAAAUAUGUAUUGGUACGUUUACCAACACCAUUAUUUACGGCACAUUUAUUACCAUUAUUCUUACAAGUAGCUGCUUUAAGAAAAUCUGAUCAAUUUAAUCGAAAACAUAAUCAUGAUAAACCUAUCACUACCCAUAAUACAAAUUCAUCAUCAUCAUCAUCAUCAUCAUCAUCAUUAUCAUCUUCAUCAUUGUCCAUUAAUAAUGAUUAUUUAAUUCAUUUAAUUGAAAGUAAACAAAUUAAAGCAAUACGUUUAUUAAUUCAAUUAUUACCUAAUACAAAUAUGAAAAUAUUAAAAUGUUUAUUACAUUUAUUAAUUCGUGUUAAAAAUUUAAAUUCUAUUAAUCGUAUGACAAGUACAUGUUUAGGUACAAUAUUUGGACCAGUAUUAUUAUCAAAUGAUUUAUUAUAUGAAAAAAUUAAAAAUUUAAAAAACUAUAAACAACCAUCACCAAUUGAAUGUCAAGAGAAAUGUUUUCAACUAAAUUCUAUAACAACUUUAUUAAUUGAAAUUGGUUUAGAUAUAUUUUUAUUACCUUAUUCAUUAGUACAAGAUAUUUGUACUAAUAGUCCUUAUAUGACAAUCUUUAAAACCGAUUAUCAAUCAUUAUGUAAUCCAAUCAAACAACAAUCGGUACAAAUAAAAAAUAAUCAAUUCACAUUAUUAUUAUCAUCUCCACAACAAUUACAUUAUAUGAAUCAUAUACAAACCAAUAAACAAGAUAUAAAAAAAUUAGAUAAUUCAUCACCAUUAAGAACAGCUAUUAGAUUUGCUACACCGACACCAACAAGUAUAGCUAAUUUUCAAGUGUACCAUUCAUCACCUAUACAAUUUAAUGAUAUUAUAGAAAUUUCACAAACAUAUAAUAGUAAACAACAAUUAAAAUUAGAAAAUUGUAUUCAUCAAACACCAGUAUUAAAAUGGAGUCGAUCAAUAGGUGAAAUAUCUUCAGAUUAUACAAGACAAUAUUCUACUGAACAAUCUCAACAUGAUGAAUAUUUCAAUGUUAUUUCUGUACGAUCUUCAAAAUUAACAAAAUUAUCAACGAAUAUGAAUCAUUUAUCACCUACAAAAUAUUCUAAUGAACAAUUAGAGGAUAUUUGUAUGGAUAGUGUAAAAAGAAAAUUUGUCAAAAGAAGACGAUUCACUGAGUUACGUUUACCUUCAACUAUAAAUCGUACAGGUGGUAGUAGAAAUUGUCAUCGUCGUUAUUUAUUCUCACCAUGUCCUCCUAUUCCUUUAUUACCAUUUAAACGUAUAGGUGGAGAAAAACGUAACAUGAAUAUUUCUCCAUUAUCUACAAUUAAAGGAUCUUUAACAAAGACAGUUUUACCAUCAUGGUAAUAUUGUAUAUACAUUACAAUAUCUCUUUUAUUUUGUAUAUAUCUAUCUAUCUAUCUAUCUAUCUUCAUCAGAUCAAUUUUGAAUUGUUUCAACUGUGUUAGACAGACAUCAUUCAUCCAUCAUUCCAUUCCAUUCCAUUCCAUUCCAUUCCAUUUUGCCUUGUAUUCUAAUUAUUUUAAACCAAUUAUUUUAUCUAAUGUAUUUGUACAGAUUUCUUUAUUAAUUAUCUUUAUUUAUUACUUUAAACAUAUAUGUGUAUAAUUCCAAUUUUGUAAAGUUAUAAAACUUACGAUUGACUUAGAACAGGUUAAAUGAAUACAUUAUGAAAUAUAAUCAUCAUUUGAAU
Schistosoma spindalis is the source of this 2314-nucleotide messenger RNA. NCBI's taxonomy places the organism in Eukaryota, Metazoa, Platyhelminthes, Trematoda, Strigeidida, Schistosomatidae. The record is from the annotation of a GenBank genome assembly.